AUGAUUGGGAAUGUGCGCAUCGACCCCAGUAGCCUGUCCUUCAGCAUGUGGAAGGAGAUUCCUGUCCCUUUCUACCUGUCUGUCUACUUCUUUAACGUCAUGAACUCCAGAGAGAUCCUUCAGGGCAAGAAGCCACAGGUGCAGGAGCGCGGGCCCUACGUGUACCGGGAGUUCAGGCACAAGGGCAACAUCACCUUCAACGACAACGACACGGUGUCCUUCCAAGAGUACCGCAGCUUCAAGUUCCAGCCUGACAAGUCCAACGGCUCCGAGGGCGACUACAUCGUCAUGCCCAACAUCCUGGUGCUGGGUGCAGCAGUGAUGAUGGAGAAUAAACCCAUGCCCUUGAAGGUGUUUAUGACCUUGGCAUUCAGCACCCUUGGCGAACGUGCCUUCAUGAACCGCACGGUGGGCGAGAUCAUGUGGGGCUAUGAGGACCCCCUCGUGCACAUCAUCAAUAAGUACCUCCCAAACAUGUUCCCCGUAAAGGGCAAGUUCGGGCUAUUUGCCGGGCUCAACAACUCCGAUUCCGGGGUCUUUACUGUGUUCACGGGGAUCAAAAACUUCAGCCGGAUCCACCUCGUGGACAAGUGGAACGGGCUCAGCAAGGUCAACUUCUGGCAUUCAGAUCAGUGCAACAUGAUUAACGGAACUUCUGGGCAGAUGUGGCCGCCAUUUAUGACUCCCGAGUCCUCGCUGGAAUUCUACAGCCCUGAGGCCUGCCGGUCCAUGAAGCUUAUAUACCAGGAAGCAGGCACGUUUCAAGGCAUCCCCACCUUUCGCUUCAAGGCUCCCGACACGUUGUUUGCCAGCGGGUCCGUAUACCCGCCCAACGAGGGCUUCUGCCCGUGCCUGAAGUCCGGAAUUCAGAACGUCAGCACCUGCAGGUUUAGUGCACCCUUGUUUCUCUCCCAUCCUCACUUCUACAACGCCGACCCCACCCUGGCAGCGGCAGUGCUUGGCCUCCACCCCAACGAAACAGAACAUUCCUUGUUCCUGGACAUCCACCCGGUCACAGGAAUCCCCAUGAACUGCUCUGUGAAACUGCAGCUGAGCCUCUACAUCAAGGCCAUCAAAGGCAUCGGACAAACCGGGAAGAUAGAGCCGGUGGUCCUGCCGCUGCUGUGGUUUGAAGAGAGAGGGGCCAUGGAGGGUGAGACCCUUCAGACAUUCUAUAUCCAGCUGGUAUUGAUGCCCAAGGUGCUACACUACGCGCAGUAUGUCCUCCUUGCCCUGGGCUGUGUCCUGCUCUUCAUCCCCGUCGUCUACCAAAUCCGGAACCAAGGUCCGGAAGAUGCCAAGAGCCAGCCUGGCCCGGCCGCUCAGCCAGACCUGCUCCCCAGCCCCUUCACCCCACUUCUGCAGGAAUCUCUCAGCGGACAGCCCACCAGUCCCAAAGCCUGAACUUCCCAAUUGCCACACACACGUCCGCACACUGCACACACAGCCGCAACACAUGUAUGCACAUGCGUGCGCAGGUGUGUGCAGACACACUCAGGGAUGGCGCUGCUGCUGAGAGGACUCGAGGAGAAGCACGUCAACAAGGACUGAUCUGGAACCUUCUCUCCAAGUCACUCACGGGCUGUGGGCAUUGGGUCCUCUCCCUUGGGUGAGCCUGUUCAGCCGUUAGACUACUUCUCCCAGUUGCCUCUCCAUCCGUUUUGAAACACUGCAGCCUCUGCUUGGUGGCUCACCCAGUGGGACAAGCUCUUACUCCAAGGGGCAGGCCACUGUCCUGAACCCUGGGAGGGCAGACUUCAUGUGCCAAAGCCAGGUGGGCAGAGCUGCUGUGGGCUCAGCGCCCAGCUUUGGCCAACUGUACCCACCUGGGCUGGGGGCACAGCCCCUUCACACAGGCCUCAGAAACCAGCGUGAGGGACAGAUGCCUCGUGGGUCUGCUCCGGACUUUGGUCUCCCUGAAGCCUACACAGGCACUGGAUUUGGGUGUCUGGGGCCCCUUUCCUCCAAGCUCAACUGACAUUGUCCUGUAUACUGAGCCAGCCACUCCCUCGGGCGGCGGGAGGCUCUGCCCCGAGCUGCCCCCUGACAAGGACCCUCAACUUUUAGGUGCUGGGGCAGAGGUGGAGUAGGCCUGGGCCCCGGCAGCCUGGCGUCUGGUCGGGUGGGGACUCAUCCAUCUGGGGUUUCUAGUCUCUGGGGCAAGCCUCUGUCUCUUUUCUACUGGAAGAGAAAUGAGUUUUAUCACCUUUUAAAAACAAUUCACUAUUGAAGUAAUAAACCUUUUAAAUAAGCGAACA
Messenger RNA from Hipposideros armiger (great roundleaf bat), 2258 nucleotides. RefSeq names its product scavenger receptor class B member 1 (gene SCARB1). The record is from RefSeq and is a predicted model, not a curated record. The transcript has 12 exons. The coding region runs from base 1 to 1404 and encodes 467 amino acids. Lineage: Eukaryota; Metazoa; Chordata; Mammalia; Chiroptera; Hipposideridae. Gene Ontology annotation, biological process: plasma lipoprotein particle clearance; cholesterol import; cholesterol efflux. Gene Ontology annotation, cellular component: cytoplasm; caveola. Gene Ontology annotation, molecular function: scavenger receptor activity; lipid binding; low-density lipoprotein particle binding.